Rhodofomes roseus is the source of this 906-nucleotide messenger RNA. Its product is annotated as 3-hydroxyacyl-CoA dehydrogenase. Lineage: Eukaryota; Fungi; Basidiomycota; Agaricomycetes; Polyporales; Fomitopsidaceae. Gene Ontology annotation, biological process: fatty acid metabolic process. The annotation marks the transcript as partial. Gene Ontology annotation, molecular function: NAD+ binding; oxidoreductase activity, acting on the CH-OH group of donors, NAD or NADP as acceptor. The record is from RefSeq and is a predicted model, not a curated record. The transcript is spliced from 9 exons.
AUGUCUGUCGCGCAUGGAGUGCGAAGACUUGGUGUCCUCGGAGCAGGUCAAAUGGGUCUUGGAAUAACCUACGUCGCGGCACUUCACGCACGAGUUCCCGUGCUGCUGUAUGACCGCUCUACAUCACAAAUACAGAAUGGCCUCAACUUGAUGGAUAAACUCCUCGCCAAGGACGUGAACAAAGGGAAGCUGACCGCAGAGCAGGCAAAGGAAGCUCGUGAAAGGGUCACCGUCGUUGAUCAAAAUAGAGGAAUAACAGCCAUGAGAGAUGUUGACAUGGUCAUCGAGGCUGCAUCGGAGAAUCUCCAAUUGAAGCAAUCGAUCUUCCGCAGUAUAUCGGCGGAAGUGUCCCCCAGUGCCAUUCUGGCCUCAAACACGUCCUCGAUUAGCAUUACGAAGAUUGCUGCCUCUACCAUCCCUGAAGGCAGCUCCGCUGCAGCUGAGGCGGGAAAGAAGAGCGCGUCGCGUGUCGUCGGCUUGCACUUCUUCAACCCUGUUCCUGUCAUGAAACUGGUGGAGCUUAUAUCAGCGCUGCAGACGUCGCAGGAGACUCUUGAUCGAGCGCGCGCUUUUGCUGUUGCGUGCGGAAAGGAGGUCACGACAUCACAAGAUGUCCCCGGCUUCGUGUCUAACGCACUCCUUAUGCCAUUCAUCAAUGAGGCGAUUAUGUGUCUCGAAAAAGGCACUGCGACUCGAGACGACAUUGAUAAGACGCUCAAGUUGGGCAUGAACCAUCCUAUGGGCCCGUUGCAGCUAGGUUCCAUUGGACUCGACACCUGCCUCGCAAUUCAACAGACGCUCUAUGCUGGCACCGCUGACUCCAAGUAUCGGCCGAGCAUACUUCUGGAGCGCAUGGUGGACGCAGGCUGGUAUGGGAAGAAGAGCGGCAAGGGGUUUUAUGAAUAC